This is a messenger RNA of Anoplopoma fimbria (sablefish), 1492 nucleotides long. Its product is annotated as leucine-rich repeat-containing protein 19-like. The record is from RefSeq and is a predicted model, not a curated record. The coding region runs from base 1 to 450 and encodes 149 amino acids. Lineage: Eukaryota; Metazoa; Chordata; Actinopteri; Perciformes; Anoplopomatidae. The transcript is spliced from 2 exons.
AUGAUUUUCUCGCAGUACGCAGAGAUGGGCCUGUGGAGCUGCAUCUUCUUUGUGGUGAUUUUGGGCAGCCGAUCCAGACGAGGCCCAAAGUCGCUGGAGUGGUCCUAUCUUGCUGCAGGACUGGGCACAGUCCUUACCGUCUCACUCUUCAUCGUGAUGACUGUCAAGUUUCGUCUCUUCCAUCGCUUCUUGGCCAGCUACAGACACUCCCUGCUCCUGGAGGCCGACGGGGUCAGCCAGUAUGGCCAGGACGAGCCGCCCUUCCCUAACAGUGUGAUGGGUAGAAUGGGAGUGGUUGGAGGCACUACUAGAGGUGUGGAUGACGAUGACGAUGGCUUCAUCGAGGAUAACUACAUCCAGGCCAGUGAGAAAGAAAGGGCAGAGAGAGAGAGAGACGAAGAGGAGGCGGAGGAAGACAGCGACGAUGAUAUUCAGUUCACUAUAGGGUGAUUUGAUAAAGUGGGACUUCAUCAAAAACAUCUGACUUACAACUAAGAUAAAAUAAAUGAUGCUAUAGAGGAAGGAGAUUAUGAUCGACAGUUGACAGUAAAGCAGUGAUUCCAAAUCUUUCUUGUUUCUGACUCAUUAAAAUGAAUCACUAUCUACAUGCAACCUCUUACACCUUGCAUAUGAACAUCUAUAAUAUUACUAUUACUAUAGUGAUAGUAAGUUUCCCUAAAAGAGUUUCAUAUUGUUUCAUUUAAAAGAAAAGAAGAAAAAAGAACAAAUUUGUGGAUCAGAAUUUUUCCUUUUUCCUGUUCCUAUUAAUCAUUUUGAGGCCUCCAAGAUUACCUUGAGGGCUUAUGGAGGGUCCUGACCCACAUUUUGGGAACCGGUGAAAGUGCAGAGUGGAUAUGAUGAAUGUAAAAACUGAACAAGUCACAGCUGCUUCAAAAUGGUUGAAGUUGUGAGAAUGAUUGGACUUGUGUCUAAAAUUUGCAAAUUUAAAUAGUAUGAUAUGAUAAAAGUAAUAUAAAAAUGUAUAAACGGAAGUAUAUAGAAAUUUUGAAAAAUGUUACUGCUUGUGUUUGAAAUUAUUUGAGUACAGUAUCGCAGUUCUAUCCAAUGCUAUACUGAGGCUGGAUGCACGUUAGCAGAUUCAAUUAAUGAAAAGUAGAGAUUAACUGCACAUUAGAUUAUAUCUCCUAAAACUUUAUUGGAUUGAGACAGCCAACGUUUUGACUGUACUGGUCCUUUGUGUUUCCUGUUUGUACCCUGCAAAUGAUACAUUUUGAUAGCAAUCACUUGAGUAAGUAAACUAUUCAUAUUCAAGUGUUUGGUUGAUUUUAAUUGGCUGUGAAUUUUCAAUAAAGGUGAAACAACUUGAAACGUCCUUUUUGAUGUUGUCUGAAUGUGCUGAAAGUUACGGAUUUUACUUAAAAAGUACUGAGGCAGGAACCUGAGUGUUUCAUGUAAAAGAUAUAUCAGUGGAUUUAUACGUGUAGUUUGAAAUAGAUUCACUGGGAAUGUACUUUAUGAAUAAAUUCUUUUU